UCUGGUUAAACUGCAACCACAGAGUGAGAAGCAACUUGUCUAUUACUUCAUUAAUGUAUCUAGCUAUAUAGUCAUUAGCUCUUUUUUUUCUUUUUUCUUUUUGAAAUCAUACAGUCAUUAGCUCUUAAUCAUCUUUCUCAUAAAUUGCAUCAAGUGCCUCUGAUCUUUAUUUAGAAAAAAAAGGUUCGUUCUUUCUCUGAUCAUGGACUUAAUCUACAUGUGUUUCGGAGUGUUUUUUGCUAUAGGACUUAUGAUUUUGGGAUGGAGAAUUUUGAAUUGGGUGUGGUUAAGGCCGAGGAAAUUGGAGAAGAUCCUGAGGAAUCAGGGACUCAAGGGAAACCCCUACAGAAUUUUCUUCGGAGAUAUAAGAGAGCUGGUAAAGAUGCUGGCAGAAGCUAAAUCCAAGCCUAUUGGACUAGCUGAUGAUAUUCUUCCGCGUGUUGUGCCUAUUAACUUUCACACUGUCGAAAAACAUGGGAAGAAUUCAUUUGUAUGGUUUGGGCCAAGACCAAUGGUGAACCUGAUGGAUCCAGACGACAUAAAAGAGGCUCUCAACAAGAGUAAUCAGUUUCUGAAAGUCAAGGGAGGUAAUCCUUUAACCAAGCUGCUCGCGACUGGACUGGUUUUCUAUGAGGGUGAUAAAUGGGUGAAACACCGGAAAAUCAUCAACCCUGCUUUUCAUGUUGACAAGUUAAAGAAUAUGCUACCUGCCAUGUACUUGAGCUGUAACGACAUAAUGAACGAAUGGGAGAAGAUGGUUUCUGCUAAUGGGCAAUGUGAGGUGGAUGUAUAUCAAUAUCUAGAAAAUUUGACCAGUGAUGUCAUUUCGCGUACAGCAUUUGGUAGUAGUUAUGAAGAGGGAAGGAAGAUCUUUCAGCUUCAAAGGGAGCAGUCUACUCUUGUAAUCGAAGCUUCCCAGACAAUAUACAUUCCUGGAAUGAGGCUUUUGCCAACCAAACGUAAUAAGAGGAUGAAGGAAAUUGCCAAAGAAGUUAAAGCUACCAUAAGAAGUAUCAUUGACAAAAGACUGAGAGAAAUUAAAGGGGGAGAAACCAACCAGGGUGACCUACUGGGCAUACUGCUGGAUAGCAAUUUCAAAGAAAUCGAACAACAUGAAAACAAUAAAAGUUUUGGGAUGACAAUAGAUGAGGUAAUCGAAGAGUGCAAGCUGUUCUAUUUUGCAGGACAGGAGACAACGUCAAAUACACUUGUAUGGGCAAUGAUUUUACUCGGUCAGCAUCAGGAUUGGCAGAAACGGGCUAGAGAAGAGGUCUUGCAGACGUUUGGGAACAACAAACCAGAUCUUGAUGGUUUAAAUCGCCUCAAAGUUGUGAAUAUGAUUUUGCUGGAGGCUCUUAGAUUAUACCCACCAGUAGCUGCACUUGGUAGAAGUAUAAAUGAAGAGACUAAAUUAGGAGAUACUACUUUUCCAGCGGGAGUAAUUCUCCAAGUACCUGUGAUCUUGUUGCAUCACGACGUUCAAUUAUGGGGCAAUGAUGCUAAGAAAUUCAACCCAGGACGAUUUUCUGAAGGUGUAGGAAAGGUAACAAAGGGAAAAGCGUCAUAUCUACCCUUUGGCUGGGGACCUCGGAUUUGUAUAGGCCAGAACUUUGCCAUGUUAGAAGCUAAAAUGGCAAUGGCCAUGAUUCUACAACGAUUCUCCUUUGUGCUUUCCCCGUCUUAUACUCAUGCUCCACACACCAUUAUAACACUUCAGCCUCAGCAUGGUGCACAUUUGAUCUUACAGUCUGUUCAGUUCUAGAUUUCAAGGCUGGGAUUUCACAAGAGUGUCUCAGAAUAUCAGGUGGCUCUUUUAAAUCCGCUAAGAAAUAUCUGUUCUUGGUUGACAUGAAAGUUAAAACUGCGGCCAAGGUUACCAUAGUCGUGCAAUAUUGACAGGCAUAUAAUUGCAUCUGCAGCCAAUUAGUACUUAGUAGUAUAGAAUUAAGAAUAUCUGUUGUUUGUACUACACCCUUUUCAUGCGGUGGAUUGUAGAUAUUUUCAUUGUUAUUACGAGUAAUAAACUACAUAUUAAAAAAAAAUUAUUCAUAAC
Molecule: messenger RNA, 2053 nt
Organism: Daucus carota subsp. sativus
Lineage: Eukaryota; Viridiplantae; Streptophyta; Magnoliopsida; Apiales; Apiaceae
Product: cytochrome P450 CYP72A219-like
Exons: 5
Coding region: 203-1762 (519 amino acids)
Molecular function (GO): heme binding; oxidoreductase activity, acting on paired donors, with incorporation or reduction of molecular oxygen; monooxygenase activity
Source: RefSeq, a predicted model, not a curated record